CUUAGUCACAUUCAGGCGACGGAGGAGGAACUGGACACUCUUAUAUUCGGUAUUGUUGACAGUCUGUUUUCAGUUUUUGCUACUCUCGGUGUGGUACCAAUUAUACGUGCACCGAGAGGCAAUGCUGCUGAGCAUGUGGCUCUUAAGCUAGAGGCUCGCUUCCGUGAUUGCCUUCGCGAUUCUCGAAAUGGCCUCUUUAACAUUGCAAAAACCCGUAGCAUCGUGCCUUCUGGAGCAUCUGCACCAGUUGACGGCGUUUGGUCUUCUCCACAGUUUUUGUUUUAUCGCCCUUUGUUAAUUCUUCUUGAUAGGAGCAUCGAUCUAGCAACUCCUUUACACCAUCCAUGGACAUACCAAAGUCUUUUGCACGAUAUAUAUGUAUUGGAGCUUGAUUAA
Messenger RNA from Protopolystoma xenopodis, 396 nucleotides. The record is from the annotation of a GenBank genome assembly. NCBI's taxonomy places the organism in Eukaryota, Metazoa, Platyhelminthes, Monogenea, Polystomatidea, Polystomatidae.